Hyalella azteca is the source of this 5435-nucleotide messenger RNA. RefSeq names its product polycystic kidney disease protein 1-like 2. The transcript has 3 exons. The record is from RefSeq and is a predicted model, not a curated record. Gene Ontology annotation, cellular component: membrane. Gene Ontology annotation, molecular function: calcium ion binding; protein binding. Lineage: Eukaryota; Metazoa; Arthropoda; Malacostraca; Amphipoda; Hyalellidae. The coding region runs from base 73 to 4626 and encodes 1517 amino acids.
AUUUCGGCAUCUGAGAUAGAAACGUUGCAAAGCGAAGGGCCUGCAACUACUCUGAAUCAAGUCCAUAUCAAAAUGGAAACUCUUAGUAGCGCCCUUCAAGGUCUCCUCCAGUCGGAAACGGCUAACUAUGCCAUUGAUCUUUCUACCAGGGGUAAGGUCUUGGAGGUUCUCCGAAGAAUGAGUAGUAACAUUAGGAAUUUUGACGUAGCUUCUCCUAAAGAGUUAGAACCUUUUAUGGAAACUUCUUUAAGUACAAUGACAGCCAUGAUGAUUAGCGCAAAUAGUGUUCCAAAAAAUGGUAACAAAGCUCCGCCUCGGGACAUGUUGUUUGCUGCAGACAUGACCUACGACACAGACAUAGGUGAUGAUCUCGAUUUGGUCGUACCUACAGGAACUACUGACGUGCUUACUAAUAGUGUUCUACAGAACUCAGGUAGAAAGUUUGCGAAUCACGUAACUGAGAUGCUUGAAAUUUUGCAAGGCAUCAGCGCAGAAAUUCAGGCUAAACUCGUUAAAGGAGAAUUUGUUUCAGCAAAAACUGAUUCGGGAGCAUCAAUGUUAAUUACGAAAAUUGGAGAGGAAAUGCUCGUAAAUGGACUUACUAUCAAAUCGCCAGAGGAGCAGCGAGCAAAAACUAUCUUUCCCAAAAGGUUUUGCCCUUCUAAACAGUUUGACGAGUAUUCAAUCUGCCGUACAGAAAUAGGAAUCACAGUUGUGCAUUGGCCAUGCAUUACGCAUUACUACAGUGCGACAGCGAAUUAUUUAUCAUACAAAUCAAGUAUCAUGCAGGCAGAAGUUUCUUUGGAGCAAAAAGUGGUUGAAGUGAGUGGUCAGAAAAAUCCCAUCAUUUUUGAAAUACCGAGAACACCAGAAACAUUACCCGAACCUCGACGUGCGAAUGUAACUGCAAAUAUGAACUCAAACAUUAAUCUCGUGUAUCACUACUUCAACAUUUCCAUGCCCAUGGGAGCGUACACUUUUGAAAUAACUCCAUCAAAACCAAAUGCGCGCAUGAUUCUUUUGAUCGGACACAACAUGUUUCCUACGCCAACGAACUACCUAAGAGCGCAAAACGUAAGCGAACUUCCCCUCGUUAACGGAAGUCGAGUCUUUUUCGUAAAUUCUGCGCAGAAUGGGAACAGAACUGGGAAGUUUGUUGCAGGUGUGGGUGUCCUGAAACCCGGAGCUACUCUGUCCAACGUCACACAAGGAGAUCUCGAUAAAACUUUCCGUGAUGAUUACGAUUUCCGCAUUUUCGUCUCUGCCUGCUAUUUCUUCAAUCAAUCGACGACGCUGUGGGUCGGGGACGGCUUGGAAGUAAAUGACGCUGAAUAUUUCUUGACGAAGUGUGCAACUCCUCAUUUGACAGGAUUUGGAACAGGAUUCUUGCCAACUCCUAACGACGUAGAUUUCGAUUUCCUUAUCGCAAACAUGGGAUUUCUCGACAACUCAACUCUUUAUGUAGUGCUUAUUCUGUUUCUUUUCCUCUAUAUAAUCAUGAUGUUGUGGUCUCAUUUCAAGGACAAAAAGGAUCUUGAAAGGCUGGGAGUCAUACCGUUCCCAGAUAACAAGCCUGAAGACAAGUACAUUUACGAAAUUACCACUUUCACUGGUCCGGACAGCGAAGCACCAUGUGAAUCGAAUAUAUUUAUGAUUUUAUCAGGCGAAUAUGGCGAAAGCGAAGUGCGAUCGUUACCUAAGCCAACACUCAACUUGUACCGUCGGUAUGAUCGAUACGGCUUCGUGAUGACAACGGCUGCUCCGCUGGGACCAAUCCACUAUCUGCGAGUGUUCCAUGACAAUUACGGACGGCCUCCCUACGAUUCCUGGCAGCUUGAACGUGUAGUCAUCCGAGACUUGCAGGAGCGCAGAAUUUAUACGUUCGAGACCAAUGCAUGGCUUUCUUACAGCCAUGAAAGUGGAAAAGUAGAUCAAACUUUCGUAUGCGCCGAGAAUAACGAAGAAGGAAAUAGCUUCUCCAAUGAAAUGUACAACAGGACAAACAGAGGAGCGAACCAGGAUCAUAUGUGGAUGUCGAUGUUUCUGCGUCCAAUUGGUUCCAGGUUUUCUCGCAAGGGACGUGUCACCGUGAGCACUCUCUUUUUGUAUCUGUCGAUGGCGGUGAAUGCUAUGUGGUACCAAACUAAAAAAGAGAGUGGAAUAGACGCUUACUUGUACAUCGGACCCAUACCAUUAACCGUUGAUCUCGCACUGACUGGCUUGCUGGUUCUCCUAGUCGUCUAUCCCGUGACCUUACCCUUUGUGAUGAUCUUCAAGCGGGCUCGGCCGAGAAAAUUCAAACGAUGCCGGGCUUUGGAUGCCAUUGAAAAACAGAAAAAGAAACAGUUGAAAGACUCCGGCUUAGAUGAGGUCUUGGCUGAAGCAAAGAGUAAGAUUCCCAUCGAUGAAACCAAGUUGGUUAAGCGAACGAAAGACACACCUGUUAUUAAAUGUCUGCCAUGGUGGACUCGACUCAUCGCCUGGAUUCUCGCUCUUCUACUCAUUGCUCUUUCAGCCUUCUUUGUUUGGUCAUACGGCAUCAUGUGGGGAAACAUCAAAACAAUCAAGUGGUUUUCAUCUUUUUUUUCGAGCUUCUUAAUUUCAUUGGUUGUAACUCAGUGGUUAAAGGUAAUUUUUGGUGCUGUGUUCCUCAGUAUUUUCUCAAAAGUCCGCAUGGUGACGGAGGACAUUGACUGUGACGAAGAUUUGCCUCACUUGAAGCCUGACGAAGAAUGGAAACAUUCAGAGGAGCUUGACCCACAAAAUGUGCGCAGCGUGCACCGAGUGAAAGGUGUUGACAUCAGCGAAGCAGAAGUAGCAUUGUUGCGUACAAAAUUAAAGAAGAACCGGGAAAUGAAGUCAGUUUUGAGGGGAGUAAUUGUUUACUGCGGCUUCCUUGUGAUCCUCCUCAUUAUCGCAAACGAUCGAGCAGACUAUAAUGCUUUUUUGAUGAGACAAAACCUCUACAACACAUUUAUGGAUCCUCUUCAUCCUGAAUUAGCAGCUUCAAAAAUGGCAUCGAAGGAUGAUUUCUGGCGUUGGAUGUACGAGGUAGUUCUGAAGCAAAUUAGGUGUUCUCGAUUCUACAAUGGGAAGCCUCCUCUGCAACUGAAAGGAUUCCUUAACGACCAGAACAACCGUAUUAUGGGCUAUGCCAUACUCAUGCAAAACAGGAAUCAACGAUUCGCUUGCAAUGUGGUCCAACCGAUGGAUGACAUUAUUUCUGACUGCUCAGGAACAAGAGGACUCGAUAUCGAAGACCAAACUGAUUUCUGCGCCGAAUGGACUAUAAAGAAUGGGUCGAUGCGUGAAACUUGCUUUGUUGAAGAAUUCCAUUACCGCACCGCAUCUCAGCUUCAAACAUUGCCAGAGAUUGGAACUUUGGGAAUCUAUGGCGGAGGAGGUUAUGUAUUUCGCCUCAAGGGGCACAUCGACGAUGUUACCAAAAACUUGAAGCGAAUACAAGCAAUGCACUGGAUUGACCGCCGCACCCGAAAAGUUAGUCUCUCAUUUUCUGUUUACAAUGCCAACGUGAACUUGUUUGCUACAUGUUUGAUAAGUGUCGAGUUCGUCGAAGGAGGUGGGGUGGUCGUUCGAAGCCGUUUUGAACCAGUCAAACUCCUCAACUUAGGCUCAUCUUUUUAUGAUAAAUUUUUGAUUCUUUGUGAAAUCCUAUUUGUUCUAGCCACGGUCUUUUUCACGCUAAAGGAGAUUUGGGAGAUAAAGAAACGAAGAUGGGAAUACUUUUCGUCUUACUGGAGCUGGACGGAAUUGUCGCUUCUUUUCUUCUCAUAUAUGGAAGUGUUCAUGUAUUUCUACAAAGCUCUACUCAUCCAGGAAGUAAUGCGAGUUUUUAACGAGACUCAAGGGAAUGCGUACGUAAGAACUGACUCAGCCGUAUUGGUGGACCAGUACUACGUUUGGACCAUGGGCGUGAUCAUGUUUGCCUCUAUACUGAAGCUCAUCAAGCUUUUGCAGUUCAAUAAACGAAUGGAUGUCUUGGCUCUUACUAUCCGCCGGUGUUGGGACGACCUUUCAUACUUCCUCAUUGCGUUCACAGUGAUUUUCUUCGCCUUUUGCGCACUAUUCUACUUCAUGUUCCUCACUCAACUGCAAGAUUUCUCAUACAUCACUGGAUCAGUAGUUCAGUGCUUCUCGAUGCUUCUGGGAAAAUUCGAGUUCCAAUCCAUGCAACAGGCCAAUGAGUUUUCCCCAAUCUUGUUUUUUGUAUUUUCUUUGUUGAAUAGCAUGAUCCUCGUCAACAUCAUGCUCACAAUCAUCUUGCAAGCCUUCACUGAGAUCAAACUCGAGCUGCAAAAAAGAAGCAAUAGGUAUGAUAUCCUGGACUUUAUUUGGUUCAUUGCCAAGAAAACAGCGCGUUUGCAGCCAAAUCCCGUGAACCAAAUCCUACCCAGCAACGACUUCAAGAACCCACGAGCAGCUGAGUAUGAAGAAGAUGGUCAGCUGCCUGAUAAGGUGGAUCAACUGAUGGUCUACAUCAACGACACAUAUUUCGAUGGGAAGCUCAACACGAAGGACUCGAUGGCGAUGAAAAGGGCUUUUGCAAUCCACAGGAAAGCCGUUUUUGGGCCCACCAAACGAAGAAUUUUCAGCAGCGAGGAUUAAAAUAUCACAACAUUAUGCACCUGUUUGACAGGUCAACUGAAAGGCCCCACGCCAUCUAUAAUCGCAUUUAAUUACUUAUUUUCCGUUAUUUUGAGCAGGCAUGAGGGAUCAUCAUCAUCUAUCAAAAAUUACGGAUAAUUCGUGCCACGAAAAAUUGUUAUCGACUAGCUUGUGGUCAUUGUGUGCGAGUAUCUCAAUACUAUCGUGGGUGGGCGAUUCAGCACAAGAAUCUGGAUUGCAAUAAUCUCAUAGUAUAUUCUCAUAUAUUCAAUUGUUUGUGAUAUAGUUAAUCUUUAUGGGAGUGAAAUAUAUCGUAAUAUUAAUAGAAAGCACCCAAUAAUGAAUCAUAAUUCAUGAUAUAAAAUGAGCCUAACUCUUCUUUAUGCACGUCUUCUAUAGCAACCGAAAUUGCACGGCUCGUUAACCCUAAGGUAAUUAUUUAGCUUUAGUAUUACUAGGAAGAUAUGGUUUAAAGACUUCACAUGAUUACUUGCCCAAUUAAUUAAAUCAGCUGAGAAAGAAUAAGUUUAUCAAACAAAGCAUUAAUCGAAGAAAAUGAUUUUCACAGAAACGUCACUCAUUGUUCCUUAUUAAUUUAUUGACGUUGGCUGACGUGAGCCAACGAGUCACAUUAAGCACGUGCGCUCAUGCUAUGUAGUUUAAAUGUAUUUUUAGCCACUAUUAAAAUGUGUGUGCUACCAUUAAACGUCACUUCAAACUAGUUAAGGUUUGAUGGGGUUUAUAAGCCUAUACAGAUUUUGACAAGUGUGAUAUAUUGUAUUGUUUUCCGAUCGAGCGUAAACUAUUUG